AUGUCCGUUGUUUUUGCCACCUCAGUCCUAAUAUCACUUAAUAUUGGCGCUAUGGAGGGAUCAUCCAAAGCCGAGUUGUUUAUAGAUACCAACGCUGGUGGUGGUAAACAAAGUAGUGGUGCCAACAGCAGUAACACUUCCCUUCCAGUCUCUGAGGAGGAGCGUCGUCGAUACAUAGCAGAGCUUCAAAGGGAGACAACAAAGACGAUGAUACCUGCACUGGUGUUUCUUGCCACCUUAGCCGUGGUUGGUCUAGUUGGCAACUCUUUGGUCAUUAUCGUGUACUCCCGCAAGUUUCACUUGUCAGCAACGGCAACCCUUAUCAUCACAGCAGCCUGGCUUGACCUCUUUGCAAACGUCACCGCAAUUCCUGGGGAAAUGUACAACAUGCUUCAUAAAUGGGACUUCGACAAUCCUAUUUUAUGCAAUGCUCGAUUCUACUGUUCAGCCUUCCCUACUAUCUCUUCAGCCAUGAUUCUGGUUGCACUGGCGGUGGUAAGAUAUCGAAAGGUGUGUCACCCACACAAGUGGCAGGUCACAGAGGAAAACGCUAAAGUGAUCAGCGCCGUCAUACCUAUUCUAGGAGCGCUAUUCGCUAUUCCACACGCGAUCCUGGGAGGAACACAAACAAAGGAAACACCUCAUGGCGGUAUCGUCGGAUAUACGUGCAGCAUCGAUGAUAGGUACAAAAAAACUAAAUUGCCACUCUUCAGCUAUGCACUUCUUCUACUGUUCUACAUUGAUUGCUCAAUAACCCUCAUUGCACUGUAUACUCUUAUUGGGUUAACAGCUCGUAGACACAAAAGAUUAUAUGGUGUAUCCGUGCCUGGAACUGCGUAUACAACCAGUAAAUACGACACUAACGCAGAUGAGUUUACUUCCGACCAAAAUCGGUCUAACUGUAUCAUAUGUGGAAGCCCCACUAAGAAGAGUGCAGGCUCGCCGAUGAAUAGCGAGUCCACUCUCCAAGACUCCAGCCGUCUUGGGAACAUUAACCUAAAAAGAUUUUAUUACGCACCUAACGAGGCAAACAGGGUCCCAGUCCAGUACGAGAUACGUGUUUUCCCAGAACGGAUUGAGAUUCGAACUCCUACGGUAAAGGACUUCUUUGUUAAACUACAGAAUACAAAUCCGGGUGUCGCAGAGAUCGCCAGCUACGGAAAAGGUAUCAGAUCAGACACAACGCGGACGACUGACGAAACUAUGAACACUUGUCGAUCACAAAAUAUUUCAGUAAAAACUAAUUUACUGUUUGACAAAAGUGUUCACAAUCUCAAUGGAACAGACAUUGAUACACAUUCACAGUCAGCAUCAACGCAAAUUGCCGCAAGUGAGUUCUCGAAUGAAUCUGACCCUUUAUCAGAUUUUAAAUGGCUGGACAUUGUCUAUUGCCCUGACGAUGGACACAAUACAUUCUGCUCAAACUGUAUCCAGAGAGAAACCAGCAUCUCUUUCAGGCUACCUCUCAACAACAGCUUACUACAAACAAUAGAAUGGUUGAGAUCCAGUGUUAUUGAAGCUCUGACAAGACAAGAUGAUACGACAAGAAAGACUAGUGACUUUCUUAGAGCCAGCAUCACGCCUAUAGACAAGAGCCAAAUCAACAGUAACACUACCCGUACAUUCUCUGGCAAUGCCACAAAAAUCACAGCUCCGUUGGAUCUACACCCGAGUUUUCUUCGACGCAGAUUUCAUAUACCUAUAUUCAGACGAGUUUCCCUAAUUAACGUUGGAGGUUAUCCAGCAUGCAAAAGGCCUACUGGCAGAACGACCACUAUGUUAGUUCUCCUUAGCGCCUUUUAUAUCAUUGGUUAUCUUCCACACUUAGCAAUUAUGAUUGUUAGAUUACUAGUGCCACGAGUAAUAAAAAAUUUAUCUUUUGUAGGCAAUAUUUUCUACAACGUGGUAGCGCGUAGUUACCUAGUAAACUGUGCAGUAAACCCAAUUAUUUAUAGUUUGUGUGACAGCAACUUUCGCCGGGAGUGUAUACAAAUGUUUAAAAGGUUCAACGUUCCUGAAAUAUGA
Molecule: messenger RNA, 2025 nt
Organism: Candidula unifasciata
Lineage: Eukaryota; Metazoa; Mollusca; Gastropoda; Stylommatophora; Geomitridae
Source: the annotation of a GenBank genome assembly